UGUGUGUGUCGUCCCUCACUCGAGUUACUGCAACUCCACUUACUGCUAAUGUGUGAGUGCAGUUCGUAGGAGACAGAUGCGCCUCUGCGGUCAGCUGACACCUGCUCGGAUCCUCCUCGAGGUGAUGUGAGUGCUGGGUGAACUGUCAGAAAUCAGUCCGACAGAGCGUCGUUGUUGUGUGGUUGGCUUUCAGCCGAGCGACGCAGCCGUUUCUCGCUGUUUUCACCGCGGGACGAGCCUGUGAAAGACGCGCCAUCAUGUCAGGUUCCUCUGACACGCUUCAGUUUCAUUUCUCCACCCACGGCGACUCAAUCCUCAAGAAAAUGAAUGGCCUGAGGGAGGAUUACCGCUUCUGUGACGUCACUCUCCUCCUCGGGGGUCCGCGGGGUUCCACCUAUCGGCCUCUGCACUUCCACGGCCACAAAGUGGUGCUCGCGGCGUCCUCGGACUUCCUGCGAGACCAGUUCCUGCUGCACGAUGGCCAAGCGGAGCUGGACGUGGGUGUGGUUCCCAGUGUGGAGGUCGGCGAGAGACUGCUCAUGUCCUGCUACACCGGGCUCCUGGAGGUUCCUCUGAGAGAGCUGGUGAGCUACCUGACUGCAGCCAGUGCCCUUCAGAUGAGCCAGGUGGUGGAGAAAUGUGCCCAGGCCGUGUCCCAGUACCUCAGUCCCACUCUGGCCUUACUGAAGGUGGAGAGACAAUCAGAGGAAGAGCACGUCCACCAGGCGGAGAGGAGCUGGCCAGGCCCCAACUUAAGGAAUCAGGAGGAAAGGGUCAUGGUCCAGGCCAGCGCCGGCAUCCAGGACCCUGAGGAACAGGGAGUGGUCGUGAUUCAGUCCAAACCAAGCGUCAGGCAGGACACCAAAUUGGAAGGCAAAGGACUGAGGGAGGUCAGAGAGGACGGGAGGGUGGUGAGAGCCAAGAUGGAGUCGGCAGAGGAUGCAGCGUGCUGCUUCAACAUCACAGAGUCGGAGGAAAGUGGAGGCAUCCAGCCCGUCCACACGAACAAGCUGUCCUAUCAGGUUCACCGCAUCCGGGGAGCGCUGAGAUGCAAGCUGUGCCCGCCUGCAGCCAGAGACCAGUUUAAAGGGACGGCCAUUCAGCACGAGGACGUGGCGGACGCCUCCCGGGGCCAAGAGGACGACACGGCAGAGGGGCACAGAGACGAGGAGGAAAUGUUCACGCUGGCGUCUCAGCUGCAAGAAUGUGGCGAGAUAAUGGACUCCAGCCUGUUCUGUCACUCCAGAGCGCAUCUGCCAAAGAGCCAUUGUCCUGGAGAGGAGCUGGCAGACGACGCAGAGGGAAUACUGGCCCAGAGGCCGUACCUGUGCAGGAAGUGUGACAGAGUCUUCCAGCACCUGGAGAGCUACAUGGGGCAUUUGAAGGAGCACAGGCAGUAUCUGUGUCUGGUCUGCGGGAAGGGCUUUUCCCAGAAGAGCAACCUGACCUGCCACGUGGGCGUCCACACCGGCGGCAAGCCCUUCAGGUGCCCGCUGUGCCACAAGACGUUCUCCCAGAAGGCCACGCUGCAGGAUCACUUCAGCCUGCACACGGGGGAGAAGCCGCACAAGUGCGGCCACUGCGCGGUGCUCUUCACGCACAAGCCGGGCCUCCGGCGCCACCUGAUGGAAAUACACGGGAAGGGCAGCCACCAAAACGUGCUGGAGGAGUCUGUGCACUGAAGGACGCUGGUGUCCGAAAAGGAUGUUAGAUAGGGUGCCAGGAAAGCUACAGUGCGGGACAGAUUACAGAGGAUGGCGCAUGCUGCUACACCAAGGUUUUCCUCUCAGGCCUCAGUGUGGGUUAAUGCAGUCGCAUCGUCACUUUUGGCUAAUGGAAAGUAGAAAGGGUCCCUCUGUGCUCCCUGCAGUCCCUCCUCUGGGUGCUCUCUGCUAAAUUAAGGCCUUGCCUGUGCAGCCUGCAAAUUACAUUAUAGUCCAUCACCGGCCAAGUGAAUAUAUUAAUAAACACUACAUCCCACAGCAUGUUCAUACAGUACACAGACAAACAGCGAGUGUGUUACAGUAAGACUGGGAUUCACAGGCAGACGCUGCUUCUCUAUUUGACCCCGCCGAAUUUUGCAGCUCACUGAGCAUCAGGUUCUAAGUGACUGGGUUCCCUGCAAGGCUGGGAGGAUUUCCGGGCUCUCCCGUUCGUCUUCUUUCAUCCUCUUGGCCCAGAAAUGCCAUUGUCACUCGUCACAACGACUGCAGAAGUACACAUCGACCUCCCCAGGGCGUCCGAGACGCCCCACGCUGAGGAAGUGGUCUGUGAGCUGACAAGCAGCGACUGCAUGGCAUAAAUUCAGUGUGAUCAAGGAACGCAGACUUUAUCGUAUUGUAAUGAAAGAACACCUCUCUAAGUAAAGCUAAUGAUAAUAAGCUGA
This is a messenger RNA of Betta splendens (Siamese fighting fish), 2386 nucleotides long. RefSeq names its product zinc finger and BTB domain-containing protein 6-like. NCBI's taxonomy places the organism in Eukaryota, Metazoa, Chordata, Actinopteri, Anabantiformes, Osphronemidae. The transcript is spliced from 4 exons. The record is from RefSeq and is a predicted model, not a curated record. Gene Ontology annotation, molecular function: RNA polymerase II cis-regulatory region sequence-specific DNA binding; DNA-binding transcription factor activity, RNA polymerase II-specific; protein binding. Gene Ontology annotation, biological process: regulation of transcription by RNA polymerase II. Gene Ontology annotation, cellular component: nucleus. The coding region runs from base 258 to 1682 and encodes 474 amino acids.